Podospora bellae-mahoneyi is the source of this 1170-nucleotide messenger RNA. RefSeq lists its product as uncharacterized. The transcript has a single exon. The record is from RefSeq and is a predicted model, not a curated record. Lineage: Eukaryota; Fungi; Ascomycota; Sordariomycetes; Sordariales; Podosporaceae. The coding region runs from base 1 to 1170 and encodes 389 amino acids.
AUGAUGGCGGCGCCAAUGCCAGGGCCGCUUUCCUUUAACCCCCAGAUUCCCGUCACCCCUCCCCCGGACCACCACAUGUUCACGAAAGGGCUCUUUCCACCAAACGCCUUUCAACAACCAGAGCAUCACAACCACAACCACCAACAUCACAGCCAACCACCACAGCAAUACCGCGGAAUCGGUUUAGGAUUACAACACCACGAACCAACCCCAUCAAACUCCACAACCUCCGGCCCACACAUCAAAUCCGAAGGUGAUCCCCCCAGUCUCACCUCCCCAAGACCAUCCUCCCGAUCAACAAUGCAACCACCACCACCCCAACUCCGAACCUCCCCAACAUUCCCCCCUUCCUAUCCCUCUUCCAAACCCCAACAACACCAACAACAACCAGGUUUCCCCCCCACCACAGUCGGAAUCGACCCCGCCACAGCAGCCCAAGCGGCUGUCGACCCCCGCUACAUAGCCAUGGCCUCCCGCAUAGCCUCGUACUACCAACAGCGCUGCCAAGCGGUAGCCAACUUCCAGCAGCAGCGCUGCCAGCAGUGGGCCGCUGCCCAGAGAGCAAAAUGCCAGGAGAUGACGCAGGCGGCGAUGCUGGUCGUGGCGUGGUAUAUCAGGGACCGUAUCAAUAGGCGGAGAAAACGGCAGAAAAAGACCUUCAAGCGGGCGCUCAAUAAUAAAAACAGCGCCAAGAGUAAGGUGACGAAGGGGGAGACGGUGAGGAAUUGGGUGAUGGGUGUUCCUUUGGAGAAGGAGGAUUUUGUGCCGGGGAGGGAGCUGCCUAAGGAUGCACAAGAAAGAGAUUUUGAUAUGGAUAGGAUGGGGGAGAGGGAGGAGGAUAGGGAUGGGAGGUUGUUUGAGGUGGCGGAUGGGUUGAUUAAGAGCCAGCUGGCGAGGGUGGAGGUGCCGUUUUUGGGGUUGGUGGGGUUUGAGGAGAGUGAGAGUGAGGAGAGUGAGGGUGAGAGUGAGAUGAGUUAUGAGGAAGAGGAGUUGGAAGAGGGGGAGGAAUACGAGGAGGAGGAGGAGGAAUAUGAAGAGGAGGAAGAGCAUGUGAGGAUGGGGAAGGGGAAGGAAGAGGAGAAUACUAUGGGGAGUUUGAGCAAGGAUGCGCAGUUGGGGACGGUAGAGGGAACGGAUAGGAGGAAGAGUAGGGAGAGUAGUGUUUUAUGA